This is a messenger RNA of Prorocentrum cordatum, 1224 nucleotides long. Lineage: Eukaryota; Dinophyceae; Prorocentrales; Prorocentraceae. The record is from the annotation of a GenBank genome assembly.
AUGCGGAGCCCAUCAUCCAUCGCGUUCUACCGCGGGCAGGCCCAGGAGGUCAGCGGCAUGCUCCGGAAGCUGGCGAGGCGGCUGCAGACGGAGUGGCGGCGGCUUGCCAACAAGGACGUCGUCCAGGCCUACAGCACCAUGUUCCGGCAGUUCGUAGGGCUGCUGCCAGUGUACGUGCUUGCGGGGCGCAGCACCCCCCAAACACAACCCAGCAGCGGCCACGACGGCGGCGCCGCCCUCCUCGACGGGCACGGCCACGGCGGGCACGGCCACGGUCACGCCCACGGUCACGGCGCCGGGCACGAUCACGAGGGCCGACCUGCCGGAGGCACGGACAUCGCUGCGGUCAACCAGGCCCGAGAGGUGUUCGAUGAGGUGUUGUACCACCUGCUGAUUGUCGCGGAGAACACCAGCGACUUCUCCAGGCUGGCCACCGUGGCGCUGGAGCUGGACCGCUACAGCGAGCGCAGCCGCCGCGACCUGCAGCAGCUGCAGUCGGAGACGGGCGCCGGGGGCCGGCUGCUCCCAGCGCCCCCGGGCGGGCCGUUCUGGCUGCAGGUCGAGGACCUGACGCUCUGGGCGCCGGGGGAGCCGCGCAGGCUGCUCGUCAAGGAGCUGAGCGUGGCUAUGACGGGUGGGGACAGGCUGCUCAUAUGCGGUCCCAGCGGCGCCGGCAAGACCACGCUGCUACGCGCCAUCGCUGGUCUGUGGCUGCAGUGGACCGGCUCGAUCCGGCGCGAGAUGGACGCGCGGCGCGUCAUGUUCUUGCCGCAGCGCCCCUACAUCCAGGUCGGGACGCUCCGGGAGCAGCUGCUGUAUCCGUUCGGUGCGGGCAGUGACUGCUCUCACGGUGCUGGCGGCGCUGCUGCCACUGACGACGAGCUGAAGCAGAUCAUGCAGCGAGUGGGGCUCCAGCCAGUGCUCCUGCGUGUCCAGGGGGACCUCGGCGCCCGACGGCGGUGGGCCGAGGAGCUGAGCGUGGGCGAGCAGCAGCGCGUGAGCAUCGCGCGGAUCCUGGUGCACAAGCCGGCCUUCGCGAUCCUCGACGAGGCCACCUCUGCGAACGACACCGGGCACGAGCUUACCAUGUACAGGUGCGUGCAGGAGACGUGCAGCGCCUUCGUGUCGGUCGGGCACCGCGAGAGUAUCGAGGCCUUCCACACCGGCAAGCUGACGCUGCUGGGCGAGGGGCAGCAGGGGCAGUGGACUCUGGAGCCGCUGUGA